Molecule: messenger RNA, 1087 nt
Organism: Volvox carteri f. nagariensis
Lineage: Eukaryota; Viridiplantae; Chlorophyta; Chlorophyceae; Chlamydomonadales; Volvocaceae
Gene: prpL24
Product: plastid/chloroplast ribosomal protein L24
Exons: 1
Coding region: 38-574 (178 amino acids)
Biological process (GO): translation
Cellular component (GO): ribosome; mitochondrion
Molecular function (GO): RNA binding; structural constituent of ribosome
Source: RefSeq, a predicted model, not a curated record
CUCUAGCUGACAGCACGUCUACAGGUAGCAUACCAAAAUGGCGUCGCUGCUCGGCGCCCGUGCGCCUGCUUUCUUUGGCUCGCGUGUUGCAACUGGGCGGACAGCUGCGCCGCGCCGCCUGGCUCCUACCACCACCCAUGUAGUUGCUGCCUAUGGUGACCUUCCGAAAAUCGGCGGCGGCCGUAAGUGGGAGCACUUUGAGCUGGGGCCCAGCGGCAAGGCUGUGCGUGUGGAUAUGCACGUCAAGAAAGGCGACACUGUCCAGGUCAUCGCUGGGAAGGAUAAGGGUAAAGUUGGCACUAUCGUGAAGGUGCUGGCCAAGAAAGGCAAGGUCGUCGUGGAGGGCGUCAACCAGGGCCAGAAGCACAUUAAGCCGCGCACGGAGGACGAGUCUGGGCAAAUUAAGACGAUGGAGUUCCCUAUCCAUCACUCCAACGUUAUGCUCUACUCGACGGAAAAGAACGUUCGCAGCCGCGUUGGGCACAAGGUCGUGGAUGGCAAGAAGGUCCGCUACCUCAUUAAGACUGGCGAGAUUAUUGAUGGAGUAGAUAAGGCAAAAACUCAGGCUCCUUGACUUGGAGGCCCGUGGAGCGUGGCUUCUAGCCGAAUGGAAACGACCAGAGGACGUGAAUUGGAGCACAUAACGUGGCGCGCCCGGGCUUGACGCGCGCCUGGUUCACGCAGGACCUUGGCUGCAAAGCAUAACCAGGCUCAGUUUUCCAAGGUCGGGCCUGCCAUUUUUGCACCAUCGUGAAUUCAGCCCGGGCUGGAGCCGUGCGGGGUUAUACGUUGAUGUAGUCGUCGCAUGCCUGUGCUUGUGGUGCAGACCGCUAUCAGCUUGGGGCUGACUGAGGAAGUGCGGAUGAUGGGGCAUUACGCACAUGAUGUUAAGCCAAGGGCUAGCAAGGAUGCAGACUUCCUUUGCACGUCUUCAGAGGGAUUACGAUGACUGCCAUCCCUGCGCUGUGUGUGUGUGUGUGUGUGUUGGGGGAGACGUGAAUCAUGGGCCUAGCGGCGGGAACGACUUGGAAGCGCAAUAUUGCAAACUCUUCCCAUGUAACGCAGCUUCUUGUGACAAUUCUCCCCC